Molecule: messenger RNA, 1142 nt
Organism: Ceratina calcarata
Lineage: Eukaryota; Metazoa; Arthropoda; Insecta; Hymenoptera; Apidae
Gene: wupA
Product: troponin wings up A
Exons: 9
Coding region: 123-737 (204 amino acids)
Biological process (GO): muscle contraction
Cellular component (GO): troponin complex
Source: RefSeq, a predicted model, not a curated record
GAGGUUCACGACGUCGACCAGAGAUUCGGAAUCGCACAGUCAACUGCCUAAGGUCCGGUUGGCCGGUCGCAGCCAGCUGAAGUUCUUCUCAAGGUAAACGGGAGUAGCAGCCAGAUACCACGAUGGCGGACGAUGAGAGGAAACGUCUCGAGGAUGAAAAGAAGAGGAAGCAGGCGGAAACCGACAGAAAGAGGGCGGAGGUCCGCGCCCGCCUCGAAGAGGCUUCCAAAGCCAAGAAGGCUAAGAAGGGUUUCAUGACCCCUGACAGGAAGAAGAAGCUCAGGUUGCUGCUGCGUAAGAAGGCCGCGGAGGAGUUGAAGAAGGAACAAGAGAGGAAGGCAGCCGAGAGGAGGCGCAUCAUCGAGGAGAGGUGCGGAAAGCCAAAGGACACCGACAACGCGAGCGAAGACGAUUUGAAGGAGAUUUGCCAAAUGUAUUACGAGCGCGUCUACCUUUGUGAGGGUCAGAAGUGGGAUUUGGAGCGUGAAGUUCGGAAAAGGGACUACGAGAUAUCGGACUUGAACAGCCAAGUGAACGACCUCCGAGGUAAAUUCAUGAAACCGACGCUGAAGAAAGUCUCCAAGUACGAGAACAAAUUCGCGAAGCUGCAGAAGAAGGCGGCUGAGUUCAACUUCCGUAAUCAACUUAAACAAGUGAAGAAGAAGGAGUUCACCCUCGAGGAAGAAGACAAGGAGCCCAAGAAGUCCGAGAAGGCAGAGUGGCAGACGAAGAAGUAGAUAUAAAAAACACGAGAUAAACGUUUAAAGAAAAAAAGUAUAAAAAGAACACGAAUAAUAAUCGUACACUACCUAAAGAGCUUCGACACGUAGAUAAAUGUCAUACAGAAUACCCGCAUCAAUCAGACACACAGGUGAAAAUACCGGGUAAACGUUUUCGAGUUAACUCCCGCGCGUACACACGGUUUCAACGUUGACCGCUCUCGGUUCGUUCACUCAAUUAUUCGAUUAUUCGAUCAUUGUACCGAUAGAAUGAAAUCGUGCCUCUCGUGGUUUCCGAAGUUCCGAGGUACGAUGGAACGAUCGAUAUCGCAUAUGCGCAUGUACGCGUGACACGAACCAUCGCUGUCAGAUUAUGAGCCGAGCUUUUUCAGAUCGUCAAUAAAUGAAAAAUGAUUUAUCUUA